Messenger RNA from Psammomys obesus (fat sand rat), 3040 nucleotides. It is a transcript of the gene Dck, whose product is annotated as deoxycytidine kinase. Gene Ontology annotation, molecular function: deoxycytidine kinase activity; ATP binding. NCBI's taxonomy places the organism in Eukaryota, Metazoa, Chordata, Mammalia, Rodentia, Muridae. Gene Ontology annotation, biological process: nucleobase-containing compound metabolic process. The record is from RefSeq and is a predicted model, not a curated record. Bases 262 to 1044 code for a protein of 260 amino acids. Gene Ontology annotation, cellular component: mitochondrion; cytoplasm. The transcript has 7 exons.
UUGCAAGCCCGGGCCGCUACCUUCCGCUCCCGGCCCCCUUGCCGCCCGGGAGGAACCACUCACGGAGCAAAUCCCGCAGGCGAGGCAGAGGCGUGGAGGGUGGGAGUCGUGGUCACCAGGGACGCCAGGGCGUGGCCGCCCCGCAGGCCCGCCCAGCCGCCUGCGCCUCCGCGCGCCAAAGUCAAAGUGCAGGUCCCGCCGGCGGGAGACCGACUCUGCAAGCCCGGGCUACCCGCGCCGCCGCCAGCCAGCCAGCCAGCCAUGGCCACCCCGCCCAAGAGGCUCUGCCCUUCCCUCUCGACCAGCUCUGAGGGAACCCGCAUCAAGAAGAUCUCCAUCGAGGGGAACAUCGCUGCCGGGAAGUCAACCUUUGUGAAUAUCCUGAAACAAGUUUGUGAGGAUUGGGAAGUGGUUCCCGAGCCCGUCGCCAGAUGGUGCAAUGUUCAGAACACUCAGGAUGAAUUUGAGGAAUUGACAACGUCUCAGAAAAGUGGUGGGAAUGUUCUUCAAAUGAUGUAUGAGAAACCUGAGCGGUGGUCUUUUACCUUUCAAGCAUAUGCCUGUCUGAGUCGGAUCCGAGCUCAGCUUGCCUCUCUCAACGGCAAGCUCAAAGAUGCAGAGAAGCCUGUGCUAUUCUUUGAACGGUCUGUGUAUAGUGACAGGUAUAUUUUUGCCUCUAAUUUGUAUGAAUCUGACUGCAUGAAUGAAACAGAGUGGACGAUAUAUCAAGACUGGCAUGACUGGAUGAAUAGCCAGUUUGGCCAAAGCCUUGAACUGGAUGGAAUAAUUUAUCUUCGUGCUACUCCAGAGAAAUGCUUAAACAGAAUAUAUUUACGAGGAAGAAAUGAAGAACAAGGCAUUCCUCUCGAAUAUUUAGAGAAACUUCACUAUAAACACGAAAGCUGGCUCCUUCAUCGAACUCUGAAAACCAACUUCGAUUAUCUCCAAGAGGUGCCUGUCCUCACGUUGGAUGUUAAUGAAGACUUUAAAGACAAACAUGAAAGUCUGGUUGAAAAGGUCAAAGAAUUUUUGUGUACUCUGUGAUUGCACAGGAGACUGCCAGCAACAAAGUGUUUCCAGAUACUUGAGUUUUGUGUGUCCUCAUAGCUUAAUAUUCAUACAAAAAUCUUGACAAGUUCAAGUUUUUAAACCAUUUUUGUUUUAAGGAAAAAAACCCUUUCUUUAUAUAUAUAUUUUAUUUAAUGUUUCAGAACCUUCUGUAAAACUGCUACUUCCUCCACUUCUGUUCAACAGUUUUAAAUCAGAGGUGUUUAUCUCUCCCAACAGGAGGUCUGGGGAUACAUGACUAGAGUCAGGAAAGUGAAUGUCUAAACUAUUGUAAAAGGCCCUGCCUUAUUCUGCCUUCUCAGUUGUUACCCUGCGUGGGUUAACGUGGUUUCAUUGUGCCUCUGGCUUUACUGGUACCAGUUUCUUAAGUGGAUACCCUGCUGUUAAGUGUCAAGGGCAUGUGUAUUCUGGACAUCAGUACACCUGUCACAGGCUGAGAAGGGAGUUUGGGGAGUCCCUUCAGGGGUGCUAGAGAUGGAAGCCAGGCCCUUUCAUGCUAGGGAAGCUCUCUGCAGUACCUGUCCCCAGCCCCGGAGGUUUAGUUUUCAUCAGGUGCCCCUCCCUCCAGUCCACCUAAUGUUGGAGGUAAGGCCGCGUCAGCAUCACCGCAGGAUGUUCUUAGUGUGUCUGUGGGCCUCCGUACAGGAGGAGGUUAAAGUCGGUUCCCAGCCUGGUAACAGUACAGCUGGUUUAUGCAUCACCUGAUCUUUACCUGUUUCUUCAUCUGUGACGAGUACUUUGUUUACCUGAAAUUUUGGACUAGAAGAAAUCUCUAUAUUUAAGAGGUAGCUAAGAAGUGUAUUAUGUACAAGACUUCAUUAAGGUAGCCACUGCUCUUCUCAGACUACAGUUAAAAUGCUUCUUUAAAUUAUGAUUUUUCUUUUUUCAUUUUUUUUUCUUUUUUUCAAGACAGGGUCUCUGCAUAGCCCUGGCUGUCCUGGAUCUCACUGUGUAGACCAGGCUGGCCUGGCCUUGAACUCACAGAGAUCCACCCACCUCUGCCUCACUUCUCACACUCGGUGGAAGCAUCCCCAUCCUGAACUCUGAUUUCUUUGAAAUCCUUUGAGGUGCGAGUGCAGUUUUUUUUUAUGUAAAAUGAUGAUAGAACAUGACAAGGUUUUCCAUUCCCCCUUACCCCCAGCCCUGUAUUAAUAAUGAGUAGUCUCUCUUUAGCUUUAUCCGUGGUGAGACAUUGUGAUAAACCAAGCCAAGGGGGAACAUUUUAGCUUUUCGGUCUGUUCAGUGCACAUCUCCCCAGCUGCUGAACAUGUCUGCUUUCUCCCUGGAAUUAUCAGGCAGUUUGCUAACUUAAGAUUGAAGGUCACACAUUUCAGCUGUAAAAGGGCCACGAUCAUGCUUUGCCUCCUGGUUUGCUUUGCUUUGUAGGAUUUUCCUUAAUUUUUUUGUACUCACAGAGAAAUUAUUGAUGAAGCAAUUUUGCUUUAUGUUAUAGUGUCUUGUGGAAAUGUUACAAUUUUUGUUGAACUAGGAACUAAAAUUAACAAAUACAGGGAGCCUUAACACUCCCAUUAAUAAUGCACAUGUCUCUAAACUACUUUCAUGUUUAGCUGUAAAAAUUUGCUUGGAUUUAUCCUAGGCCUAUAUAUAAUUAAAUAAGUACUUUUUUUAUUGCUUUUUUUUUUCCCCACUGUAGUUAAGUUAAAAUGUGUGUUGUUUUUACCGAGUAAUUAACCUUUCUAUUUCACAUUAGGAAAAAUGUAUAAUUUCUUGAAAAGAACGCAUUUAUCUUGAAGCCAUAAUUUUCCUUUCUAAAAUGUUAUCUUUUACUUUGGGCUUCUUAUUCAGAGAUGUUAAUUUACUGUUAACAGCUAUAGUAGCACUGAUCUUUGAAAUGGGGACUCAAGUCUGUAAUAACCAUAAAUAAAUUGUCUUGUGUUAUAUCUGACUUUUUAUUUUUGUUUGAAAUAAAGUUGCCCACUGAAAUAUUUGUCAAUAAAUGAAUUAAAAUUUC